Molecule: messenger RNA, 738 nt
Organism: Sclerotinia borealis F-4128
Lineage: Eukaryota; Fungi; Ascomycota; Leotiomycetes; Helotiales; Sclerotiniaceae
Source: the annotation of a GenBank genome assembly
AUGAAGGGGCUAAAUUUGAAGCCAUCUCGCGUCUAUCAAACGGCAUGGGCAUUACUCGAAUCUAACAGCAUUUCACAAGCACCACCAUGGUAUAAGACAAUCGGCGAAGUGCCUCCUUCGGAAAUUCUUACACGGACGCAACCCGCUCAACACCGAGAGAGCAAUGGCAGGCCUAGGACGAAGAAAGCUAGCAAGCUGUUUAGACCUCAACCUAUUGUAUACGAAGAAGACCGAAUAAGACAAGAAUUCUUUCGCGAUCACCCAUGGGAGCUGGCAAGGCCAAGAAUUGUACUAGAGAACGAUGGUCGUGAUGGGCAAAGAUGUGAUUGGAGCAGAAUAAUACAACCCGGAAGAGCUUUGACGGGUGAAAGCGUGGUACAGAGGCAGCUUUGGUUGAUACAGAACAAUCAAAAGUCUAAUAGCGAGGCUUACGAUAUAGCCCGGAAGGAAUUUUAUGCUCUCCGUCACGAAGAGGAGAUCGAACGAAGAAUCGCAAAAGAAGAGGCAGAGUACGUGGGGGCAUACUUUCAUAAAGGUGCUUUGGAGGUGGGAAUGGAACUGGAGGACAAGAGUUACGAGGACUGGAAGGCAUGGGCUAUCAAGGAAAUUGAGGCUGCGAGCUUGCAACGAGCAGGAUCGUACACUGGCGUUUCAGUCGAUAAUGAGGAAGAUGAGCUGUCUAUCUCGGACAAUGCAGACGUGGAGGAUGUUGAAGAGCCGGCAACGGUUGUCGCAUAA